AUGGGGGCAGACGAAGUCUCGAAGCUAGCGUCGUUAGAGAAAGGGGAGAUUAGCAUGGAUUUGGUGAUGGAAGUCCAGAAACACCCCAACAUUGAAGAGGUCCCAACAUUUACCAUCCAGAGCGCAAACAGCUGGAUGACACCCAUAAUGUCUUUCCUCCAGGACGAGCACCUCCCUCAAAACACAGAAGAAGCUAAAAGGAUCAAGAAGAGGGCGGCCAGGUUCACGAUCCUUAAUGACGCCUUAUACAAGAGAGGCUUCUCCAUGCCUUACUUGAAGUGUGUCAACGUAGAAGAAGCUAGAUACAUACUGGAAGAAAUCCAUGGAGGAGUUUGUGGCGACCACGCCGACCCCAGAUCCCUGGUAAACAAGGUAAUACGAACAGGUUAUUUUUGGCCGACUAUGCAGGUGGACGUUGUUGAAAUCGUCAAGAGGUUUGGGAUUCCCUUGACUAUUAUAUCAGAUAAUGGGAGGCAGUUCAACAGCCAAGGUUUCAAAGACUUCUGUUCAAACCUUGGAAUCAAGAAUCAGUUCUCGUCCCCGAGGCAUCCCCAGGCAAACGGACAAACGGAAGUAACAAAUCAGACGCUGCUCAAGAUUAUCAAAACCAAGCUGGGCAAUGUGAAGGGUGCCUAG
Quercus lobata is the source of this 636-nucleotide messenger RNA. RefSeq lists its product as uncharacterized. NCBI's taxonomy places the organism in Eukaryota, Viridiplantae, Streptophyta, Magnoliopsida, Fagales, Fagaceae. The transcript is spliced from 2 exons. The record is from RefSeq and is a predicted model, not a curated record. Gene Ontology annotation, molecular function: nucleic acid binding. Gene Ontology annotation, biological process: DNA integration. Bases 1 to 636 code for a protein of 211 amino acids.